AUGGCCACCACCGCCCCCGCUACCAGAUCUGAACGUGUCUUUGGUAUCUCUCAAAUCAAAGCCUAUGUCCCAAUCACGCUUGACAUGACCAAGCUUAACUACGACACUUGGAGAGAACUCUUUGAGACUCAUUGUCUCACUUUCGGUGUUCUUGGUCAUCUCGAUGGCUCAUCUCUUCCCUCCUCAGCCACCGAUGCUCCUUGGAAAGAACGUGACGGUCUCGUUACAAUGUGGAUCUUCGGUACUAUCACCGACUCUCUCCUCGACACCAUCAUCACCAAAAACUGCACUGCUCGCGAUCUCUGGCUCUCGCUUGAGAACCUUUUCCGCGACAACAAAGAAGCCCGUGCCAUCCAAUACGACACGGAGCUUCGUACCCUCACCAUCGGAGACAUGAGCGUCCACGCAUAUUGCCAGAAGCUCAAAACUCUCUCCGAUCUAUUGGCUAACGAAGAUUCCCCUGUCUCGGAUCGCUCUCUUGUGAUGUAUAUGCUCAAUGGUCUGUCCGAAAAGUAUGAUUACAUACUCAAUGUCAUCAAACACAAGAGUCCCUUUCCUACCUUUGCUGCAGCGAGAUCCAUGCUCCAAAUGGAAGAAGAUCACAUCUCCAAGCAUCCAAAACAGAGCAUCUCCACCUCGCCUCAUGCUUCUUCUCCUCAGAUCCUCUACACCUCUGCACCACCACAAACCGCCUCCUACCAGAAUCAUACUUCCAACGGCAACUCCUAUGGUCGUGGAAACAACAGGAACCGUGAUCGUGGUGGUCGCCAUCAUCGAGGCAGGGGACGUCACCACAACACUGGUCAUAACUGGAUGCAUCCAUGGAACUACAGACCUCCCUCACAUCCAUACUCGUUUCCAUACCAAGGCUAUCCCAUGUACGCUGGACCCGUCUCAUAUCCUGCACCACCGAUGCCGUUUCCACCGUCAUCACACCAUGGGAACACAACCAACUCUGCCUCCAACGGCAUUCUUGGCCCAUAUCCAACUAGAUCCACCAAUGAAGCUCACUUAACUCCCAACGCACCAGCAGCGUAUGUCGCAUCCGAGAUUAACAACGCUUUCAGCACUAUGUCACUGCAGGAUCCUAGUGAGUCGAAUUGCUACAUGGAUACGGGUGCAACCAGCCACAUCACGGCUCAACCAGGUAAUCUACUUUCCCGCUUUAAUAAGAGCUCAACUUCUCCUGUCAUAGUUGGAAACGGAUCAUAUGCUCCUGUUACUUGUAUUGGUCAUGUCAAUGUUCAGUUGAAUUUGAUCCUUUUGGUUUCUGUGUUAAGGAUCUUCACACUCGGAAAAGACUUCUCCGAUGUGAUAGUAGCGGCCCUCUCUACACCGUCACUCCAUCCGCUCAGCCUUCAUCAUCUUCACCUCUCGCUCUCUCUGCUAGCACUUCCGUUUGGCAUAACCGUCUCGGACAUCCGAGCCACCAAUCUCUCAAAAAUAUUCUUUCUUCUCAAUCUAUUAUUUGCAAUAAAAUAG
Messenger RNA from Microthlaspi erraticum, 1482 nucleotides. The record is from the annotation of a GenBank genome assembly. Lineage: Eukaryota; Viridiplantae; Streptophyta; Magnoliopsida; Brassicales; Brassicaceae.